This is a messenger RNA of Triticum dicoccoides, 1584 nucleotides long. Its product is annotated as BTB/POZ and MATH domain-containing protein 2-like. Lineage: Eukaryota; Viridiplantae; Streptophyta; Magnoliopsida; Poales; Poaceae. Gene Ontology annotation, molecular function: protein binding. The transcript has a single exon. Gene Ontology annotation, biological process: protein ubiquitination. The record is from RefSeq and is a predicted model, not a curated record. The coding region runs from base 300 to 1394 and encodes 364 amino acids.
GGACCAGGAACCUUGUCUUGCGGCUUCCACCCUUUCCCCUUUCUGUUCUUGCUCCUCCCCGGCUCAGACAUUCGUGUGGCUUGCAUCGAGCGGAACCCUAGAUCGAGGAGCUUAACACCCUCGUCUCCGGCGCGCGCCCAAACCCUCGUCGAUCUUCCGGUCGGAUCGCGCCGCCCCCCUGCCUUCCCCCUCUCGUCGCCGCUCUCCACGCCCAGAUCACACCGACGUUUCCCCCUCCCCGGGCUCCCCCAUCGCCACCGCCCUUGAUCCAUUCCCCGUCCCCCACCGAAGCUCCCACGAUGGCAGCACUGCAGAGGCCAACAGAAAGGAGGGCGUCGAGGUGCACCCCAGUGACGGCGCCGGCCACGCUCGUGUUCGAGAUCGACGGGUACAGUCUGCAUAAGGGCAUGGGCGCCGACAAGUUCAUCCGGUCCACCGCCGUCUCCGUUGGCGGGUACGAAUGGUGCAUCCGCUACUACCCAGACGGAGAGAGCAACGAAAGCCAGGGCCACGUCUCAGUCUACCUGCAGCUCCUGAGCAAGGGUGCCAAGGUAAGGGCGCUCUACGACUUGAGGCUGGUCGACCACACCACUGGGUUGUCGUCAUCGGUUUUCUCAGUCUUGAAAUCCCCAAUGGUGUUCGAUUCCCUCAGCACCAGUGGGACCAGUUAUAGUUGGGGUCUUCCAUAUUUUAAGAAGAAGAGUGAGCUAGAGAAGUCGGAUUACCUGCGGGAUGACCGUCUUGUGAUUGAGUGCGAUCUAACUGUCAUUAAGGAACCACUUGUUGCGGACACUGCGAUAACAGCUGAGGUCCAGAUGCCACCCUCAGACUUGGCAGAAAUUUUUGGAAAACUGCUAGAAGCGGCCGAGGAAGCAGAUGUGGCAUUCGAGGUUGAAGGUGAGAUUUUUCCUGCACAUAAGAUUGUGCUCGCAGCACGGUCUCUAGUCUUCAAGGCAGAGCUGUAUGGACCGAUGAGAGGCAAGUGUGGACAGAACAUCACCGUCGAAGAAAUGCAGCCUGCUGUUUUCAAGGCAUUGCUUCACUUUAUCUACACAGAUUCAUUGCCUUCCAUGGACAACCUUGAUGAUGAUGAGAAAAAAGAAAUGGUCAGGCACUUACUAGUGGCUGCAGAUCGGUAUGCAAUGGAAAGGAUGAAGAUGAUGUGUGAAGACAUUCUUUGUGAAACUCUUGAUGUUGAGACUGUGGCGACAACGUUGGCUCUAGCUGAUCAGCAUAACUGCAGCAGGCUAAAAGAUGCUUGUGCUGAAUUUAUCAUGUCUUCAAAUAGAUUGGAUGAUGUGUUGGCAAGCCAAGGGUAUGUGCACCUGAAGAAAUCAUGCCCUGCUGCCUCAGUAAAUAUCUUGGAGAGACUUAUGAAGCUUCUCAAAUUUUAGUGUGUCCAUCCUGGGUUAUAAUAGAUGGCUUAGUUAACAUGUAGCCACCUGAGACGAGGUAGUGUAUGCUUCACUUUUCACUUUCUAUCUAGAGAUAAUUUGGAGGAGACUAUCGUAGCAGAUAUGUUGGAGAAGGCAUGGAAGUCUUAGUAACCUGUGUGCUUGGGGUGGCGCUUGCCUUGUUAUGUCA